Messenger RNA from Notodromas monacha, 1667 nucleotides. Lineage: Eukaryota; Metazoa; Arthropoda; Ostracoda; Podocopida; Cyprididae. The record is from the annotation of a GenBank genome assembly.
GUUGCUACGGCAGCAAAGGACGGAAACAAAAGCGAACUUUUUCCACAAUCCGACUCGCAAUAUACUCUAUAUACAAGCACAGUACACCAACAAGGCAGGGGGUCAGUGUCGACUUCAUGUGAGCGUGUGCGUGUCAAAGUCGACUUUGACCAUGGGAACAAGUAUCAUGACUCGCGAGGACUGGGAUUCCGGAAACUAGACACCGGAAGGAAAGACGAUUCUCGACCGGGUUUUUCCGGUUGAAUCCGGAUCAUGGCGAUCGACUUGAAUAACGACCACGCCGCACAGAGAAAGAAGGCGAAAAGGAACGAGGAACCGGCGCCGUUUUGGAAACUGUGUCUCCGGUUCGCGUUCUCGCACGUGGGACUGUUCCUGCUUGUUGGGGCUUACGCCACCUUAGGGGCUUAUUUGUUCAUUUCCUUGGAAUUGCCUUUCGAGGAAUAUCGGUACGAAGUGAAGAAGGUCAAGGCUCAGGAUGUGGACGAUUCCAUCAGAUUCCUCGCUGAUCACUUUGAAUAUUUCAACAAGCAAAACUUGACUUCGCCUGAAUGGAAGACCAAAGUCAUCAAUGAUUUGACGAGGCUGAAGAAGUACAUCGUGUCACUCGUCGACGAAUAUCAAUACGACGGUGAUGUCGAGGGCUGGACCUACUCGUGGACCUUUGGAAAGGCUUUGCUGUUCACCAUAUCCAUCAUGACCACCAUUGGAUACGGACACAUUGCUCCAGACACGUUCAAUGGACAGAUUUUCGUCAUCAUUUAUGCCAUCAUCGGGGUACCGUUGAUGUUGAUGUUCCUCGCUAAUAUUGGUGACACGAUGGCAACUUGGCUCAAAUAUACGUACAGUCGUGGAUGCUGUCGCUGGUGCAGAUCAAGAAGGAAAGAAUCAGAAUUGCCACCCGGGAUUCCAAAAAAUUCCCGCGGGUAUCGACUGAUGGAUGAAGAAGUCGGACCCGAAACCUACAUGCCUACCGACGACAUCACGGUUCCCAUUGUGCUGAACUUGGUCAUCCUGUCAUUCUACAUCGUCAUGGGUGGACUGUUGUUCAGUCUCGCCUUGGUCUCCAUGGCAAUUAACUUGAUCCAAGAUCAAGUGGUACAGAAGAUGACUUGGGUAGCAAAGGAAGUCGGCAUCAGUAAUUCGGACGAACCGAGAAUUCCCCUGAGUGAAUUACGUCAACAACCGAGAACGCAGAAUACCUUGAUAAUGGAGACUCCGAAGGAUUUACUCGGAAAGGCGACUCAGCCACGAAGUGCAUCCAAGAGAAGCGGAAAAGAAGGCGAGAGAAAGCCAAGCUCUCAGCAGCAGGAACAACAAUCAGAGAACGCGAAAAAGGCUCGGAAUGCGGAAAGUUCCGACGAUUCGGAUUCUUCAGAUGAAUCCCGACCAGGAUCCGCUGCUUCUCAGAUCACCAAGGCUUAGUCGCUUAUCCAUCAGAACAUUUAGAGAAAAGCGGGAGAGCAGAGAUAGGAAACAAACAAAAAAUGCAGGAAAGAGCAGCAUUGAUACGACGACAUCCAAGACACGUUGUUCUGCGUAUCAGCAGAAACAAGUAGAUUUAUUUCGCGUUUCCGAAGCAAAUUCCAUUGAUUUCUGAGUGCAUGUACUGAUGUGUGUGUGCGCGCGAGGGGCGACGUUCGAAUGAAAGAGAUCCUUUACUGCAGACA